Molecule: messenger RNA, 4350 nt
Organism: Oryctolagus cuniculus (rabbit)
Lineage: Eukaryota; Metazoa; Chordata; Mammalia; Lagomorpha; Leporidae
Gene: HBP1
Product: HMG-box transcription factor 1
Biological process (GO): regulation of transcription by RNA polymerase II
Cellular component (GO): nucleus
Molecular function (GO): RNA polymerase II cis-regulatory region sequence-specific DNA binding; RNA binding; protein binding
Source: RefSeq, a predicted model, not a curated record
GCUAUGAUCAGUAAUGUGAAAAUGUUUAGGAUUAAAAUCAAAUUUAGGAAAAUAAAUUUCAUAAUUGAAUGUUUAGAUGUUUUCAAGUUCUGUCAUAUGACUUAUCUUGAAUGACAGUACAGUUGUUAAACAGUUUUGGCAAUGGCUGCUUGUAGUAAGAACUUGUAUAGAUGCGAUUGAACAGUGCCCGCCAAAGGCAAGGAUGUGACCUGUAGCGGUAUUUUUACAUCUGCUGCAAUUCUGGUGGCAGAGGGUACUAGCCUCAGGGACAGACAGGACAGUUCAGGCAUAAAGGUGAAAUGUAGGGACAUAAUGAUGCUGAGUGGUGUUCUGCAGUAGUGUAUUUUACCAAAACAUUAUCUGUUAUGGGAGUUGUUUUUUUCUGAGUGUAGUGCCAAAGUAGAGUUGUGGAAACACUUUGGUGGGGAAAAAAAGUGAAGUUUCAUGGAAAAGAUUCUGAAAGAACUGCAUUAAUGCCUUUCAACUGCUUUUGGGGUAGAAAGUUUCAUUGAAUACAGUUAGGUAGGGAGGCUUGCUUUAACUUGGAGUUAUAUAAUCCAUUUUCAGUGUCUCAGUUCCUCCUGCACUCCCUCUCCUACGGUAAUUGGAGGGUGUGCUGAGGACUUGGUCCGGGUGUCCUUCCUUCACAAUUAGAGGAGUCUAGGGAAGAGGCUGCCGGGAAGUCUGGAUUGACAGUGGGAUGGUGAGGAAUCAGACAAGAGAGCGGAUCAGUAGGUCGGAGUGAGAGUAGUUAGGCCUGUGGUUAAGAGAUUUUGUGGAUUUUUGCUCCUAAAAGUUUGUGUAACAAAAGCAAUAGGGCCUUCUAAUCCUCACCCAAUAAAAUUGCCAAGAUUGGACAUGACAUUUCAAAGAACAACUUCUGUAGAAUUUGACUCAUCUCUUUGAAAAUCACUGAUCUAGUACAGAGAUGACACGUGCGGAGUUAACUAGUGUAAAAGGGAAGCUUUGUUGACAAGCAUGAAUGAACAAUAGGAUUAGUUCUGCCAAGAAAUAUUUGAAAGAGGAGCUUGUUUAUCAAAAUGAAUCUCUAGCUGGUGCAGUGGAUGGGGGGUAUUUCUGAAUCAGGACACUUCUGGUAUUCCUUCCUGUGUGAGCAGCCUGCCUUUUUCCCCCAAAGUAGUUUGGCCGAAGAAUGAGGCACUCUGGAGAGUCUAUUUGUGCAUGUUUUCAAGUGCUUUGCUUAUUUCUCACGCUCACCGUGUGAGGUCAGUAGAGUAUGGUGGUGCUAGCUCCAGCACCCAGCGCCAGUGAGGCUCCUCUGGUAUUGGUAGUCCAGGCACUCUGACUGCUCAGUAGUUUAAUGGCAGCAAAGCCUCAGUUACCUGAAGACCAGACUUAGGAGCCUUGAUCAGCUAGGGUACAGACACACAGAGCUCUACUUCAACAAGUGUUUAUUUGGUCCCUCUUGUUAUUUGUAAGUGGCUCUGCUUUGAAGUCGAAAUGCUUUUCCAGCUUCACUGGAGUGUUGUGGUAGCACAGUGGUAGAUAACUAAGUGCUGAAGGAAAUAAGGAAGUUGCAAGGAGGUGGUAGUGUACUGGGUGAAUGGUGAUAGGGAAGAACGAGGAAGCUGGAGAGCCCUGCAGGGGAGGGGGAAGAACACACUACACCUGUGCUGCUGUGGCCCCGAGAGCAGUGCUGCUCGUCUACACAGGAUAGCACUGGAGAGAGAUGUGUAGUGCCACCUCUGAAUUUCAUAAGAAAGUCGGAGCCCCAUAACAUGGUGUGGGAAGUGAAGACAAAUCAGAUGCCUAAUGCAGUACAGAAACUCCUGCUGGUAAUGGACAAGAGAGCUUCAGGAAUGAAUGACUCACUGGAGUUGCUGCAGUGUAAUGAGAAUUUGCCAUCCUCACCUGGAUAUAACUCCUGUGAUGAGCACAUGGAGCUUGAUGACCUUCCCGAACUUCAGGCUGUUCAAAGUGAUCCUACCCCUUCUGCCAUAUACCAGCUAAGUUCUGACGUUUCACAUCAAGAAUAUCCAAGACCAUCUUGGAACCAAAAUACCUCAGAUGUAUCAGAGAAUACUUACCGUGAAAAUGAGGUGGACUGGCUAACAGAAUUAGCAAAUAUUGCCACCAGUCCACAAAGUCCACUUAUGCAGUGCUCAUUUUACAACAGAUCAUCUCCUGUGCACAUCAUAGCUACUAGCAAAAGUUUACAUUCCUACGCACGCCCUCCACCAGUGUCCUCAUCUUCGAACCCUCAUCACCACUGGAAGGAGGAGACCCCAGUGAGACAUGAACGGGCAAACAGUGAGUCAGAGGCUGGCAUUUUCUGCAUGUCCUCCCUGUCAGAUGAUGAUGAUUUGGGGUGGUGCAAUUCCUGGCCUUCCACUGUUUGGCACUGCUUUUUGAAAGGCACACGGCUGUGCUUUCAUAAGGGAAGCAAUAAGGAGUGGCAGGAUGUUGAAGAUUUUGCUAGAACUGAAGGUUGUGAAAAUGAGGACGACCUCCAGAUGAGCACUCACAAGGGCUAUGGUUCUGAUGGUCUAAAGUUGUUAUCACAUGAAGAAAGUGUGUCAUUUGGUGAGUCUGUUCUGAAGUUGACUUUUGAUCCUGGUACAGCAGAAGAUGGCUUACUUACCGUAGAGUGUAAGCUGGACCACCCUUUCUAUGUUAAAAAUAAAGGUUGGUCCUCAUUUUACCCAAGCCUGACUGUGGUGCAGCAUGGCAUUCCAUGUUGUGAAGUCCACAUUGGCGAUGUCUGUCUACCUCCCGGACACCCCGACGCCAUUAAUUUUGAUGAUUCAGGGGUCUUUGAUACAUUUAAAAGCUAUGACUUCACCCCCCUGGACUCCUCUGCAGUGUACGUGUUAAGCAGUAUGGCUCGUCAGCGCCGUGCCUCUCUGUCCUGUGGAGGACCUGCUGGCCAAGACUUCGCAGCAUCUGGGUUUAGUAAAAACUGUGGCUCACCGGGAUCAUCACAGCUCUCUUCGAAUUCUUUGUAUGCUAAAUCUGUCAAAAACCACAGCUCAGGGACUGUGAGUGCCACUUCUCCUAAUAAGUGCAAAAGACCAAUGAAUGCCUUCAUGCUUUUUGCCAAAAAAUACAGAGUUGAAUAUACUCAGAUGUACCCAGGGAAAGAUAACAGAGCCAUAAGUGUGAUCCUUGGUGACAGGUGGAAGAAAAUGAAGAACGAAGAGAGAAGGAUGUACACAUUAGAAGCAAAGGCUUUGGCAGAAGAACAAAAGCGUUUAAAUCCUGACUGUUGGAAAAGGAAAAGAACCAACUCAGGCUCACAACAACAUUAAGCCAGGAUACAUAUGUCCUCAAGUCUGCAUUUGUGUAAACAUUGACUCCUGAUGGAAAGACUUAAGAGGAUCAAGGUCUCACCAUGUGUCCUGAAUUCGUGGGACGACCAUACAACACUGAUAGCAUUGAGUCUUGAAAUGAUUUAAUUAUAAGAGUGAGGAUUUGCUUUCUCCAUUAGAGCAUUAAGUAAGCUAAAACUAUCAACAUUGUAAACCAAAUUGCCUUAUUUUCCUUCCAAACUUCAUAUAUGUCUAUCAGGUAAUAUAGGCUUGAAAUUGAUAUCCUGUGGUGCUAAAGUACAGUAGAAAGAGAGCAGAAGUGUAUACAUGUUUUAUUUUAAAUUGUAUGAAAGGGGAAUUCAAAAUACGUAACUGCUGUUUCUACAUUGGCUCCUUACGGCUUAGUAAUCCGUACCGUACACAUGACGGAGUGGAGCAGAGGCUGGGAGUCGGCCUUUCCCCGAGCACCACCACGUGGCCCAGCAUCUGUGCCAAACACGGGCGCGCGUAGUCUGGCCAGUGCCAAGAGACUGCCAGAACGUGUGGUAGGUGGAGGGUGGCAGUAUCCCAGGAAGAGCGCCACCUGCUGCAGUUACCGAGGGCAGUGCUGAGUUUAUGCACCAGGUGGCAGCACCCAGCCAUUAUUUCCAGUGGAGACCUAGCCCAGGCCAAGGUAAACUUAGUUAAUAGCAUUGAGAUAUAGUCACUGUAAUGGUGCUAUUAACAGUUCGACACCAUUGUAUUUUUUAACUUUGUGCUCUAUAUCUCAGCCACGUAUCUUAAAUAUAUUUUGUCAUCAUAUCUAUGGUGGGGGCAGACUUUGCACUUCUCACAGUGCAACACUUGCACUUUACUUCUCCUCCAGCUGUCUAAAGUGAGAGCAAAUACAUUGGCAAUAUGACUGCUUUUGCUCUGAGCUACAAUCAUGGCUUCUCAUGUUACUUACCAAGUGGUGUUUCUGGUUAGGAAUCACAGCUGUAAAAUUGAUUUCAGUUCAUUACACUUCUUCAUGAUGUUGCCCCUAAAUUUUGCACACUAUAUUCUUGUAUAUUAUUUCAAAUAAAAUAAAAAAAAAAAGUCA